Piliocolobus tephrosceles (Ugandan red Colobus) is the source of this 3625-nucleotide messenger RNA. RefSeq names its product IRF1 antisense RNA 1 (gene IRF1-AS1). The transcript has 4 exons. NCBI's taxonomy places the organism in Eukaryota, Metazoa, Chordata, Mammalia, Primates, Cercopithecidae. Bases 279 to 551 code for a protein of 90 amino acids. The record is from RefSeq and is a predicted model, not a curated record.
UCCUGGUCCGGCGAGAGAGCCGCGGGCGCCUUUCCGCUUACCGCGGGCCUGCCCAGCCUCCCGUCCAGCCCGGGCCCGGGUCCCGCCGAGGCAGGUGUGCGCGGCGGACUCGCUCUCGGGCACUCGGCGAGACCGAGCUCCACCCCGAACGCCACCGGGCAGGCCACGCGCAGACCCGAGCCCAGGGCCCCCGCCUCUGGCUGCCGGCCCGCGCUCGGCCCCGGUCCCGCCUCCCGGAGGUUUUCGCUUUCGCUUUCCUGCCGAUGUAGUUGAGGAAAAUGAAAGUGGUUGUGUCCAGGACAGGCGCAGCUGCCGUUCCCGACGAGGGGCGCAGAAUGCGGCGGCGGCCAGCCUGGAGCGCAGGCCCUGGGGCGCCCGCGCCGGGCGAGGUGGCAGCACACCCAGGCCCCCCAGGCAGUCCUGAGGAUGGCCAGCAGAGAAACAAGAAAAUGGACUCCCUGGCUGCUGGAGAGUUGAAUGCCAGGCACCAGCCAUGGGUACCAGAGUUCGUAGCGCAUUGGAGGAAAACACAUCAAGGAUGGCUAUUUUAAAACAACAACGACCUGAAAAUAAGUGUUGGCAAGGAGCUGAAGAAAUAGUACCUUUGUGCAUUGCUGGUGGGAACAUAAAAUCAUGCAGCCUCUGUUGAAAACAGUGUGGUGGUUCCUCAAAAACUUAGUUAUCAUAUGAUCCAGCAGUUCCACUUCUAGGAAUAUACCCAAAAGAAUUGAAAGCAGGGACUCGAAGUGAUAUUUGUACACCAAUGUUUGUAGCAGUAUUAUUCACAAUAGCCAAAAGGUGGAAACAACCCAGAUGUCCAUGACAAGAGGAGUGGAUAAACAAAAUAUGGUGGAUACAUAAAAUGGAACAUAAUUCAGAUUUAAAAAGGAAUGAAAUUCUGUUACAUGUUAUAACAUAGAUGAACCUUAAAAACAUUAUGCUAAGUGAAAUAAGCCAGACACAGAAGGACAAAUACCAGAUGAUCCCACUUAUAUGAGGUACCUAGAAUAGUGAAAUUCAUAGAGACAGAAAGUAGAAGGAUGGUUGCCAGUGGCUGGAAGGAGGAGGAACAGGGAGAUAUUGCUUAGCGGAUGCAGAGUUUAUGUUGAGGGUGAUGAAAAAGUUCUGGAGAUGGGUGGUGGUGAUGGCUGCACAACAAUGAGAAUGUACUUCAUACUAUGGAACGCUGCACUUAAAAAUGGUUAAAAUGGACAGAGACAUUUUAUGCCUAUUUUGCUAUAACAAGAAAGUAACUUGGGUGUAUUUUAGAGAUUUUAGAAAAUAUUGUAAGCACAAGAGGAAAAAAUUAAAAUCAUUCGCAAUCACCAGGUAGAGACAACGACUGUUAAAAGUUCAGUGUGUAUCUUUUCAGUCUCCUUCUCUCUCAAAAAAGUGUGUGUGUGUGUGUGUGUGUGUGUGUGUGUGUGUGUGUGUGUGUUUGUGUGUGUGUCUUCAGAGGCCACACGGGACUGGAAAGGUUCCCCUCUCUGCUGCUUCCCCGCGUGGAGCCAUAGAGAGCAAGUCUAUCCCUGUUCCAGAGGUCAAUCCUUUGAAUGAUUUCUCAUGGCUGCGUUCACUCCCCUGCACCUCCAGGGUUGCACUUCUCUGAAAAUGCCCAUUUCUUUUAUGCGUCUAAAAACAUGGCACCCAUGACCCAAUAAUAUGUUGGAAGGGGUUGGAGAGAAGAGCGAGUGCCUCUCACACCUUCUCACACACCACACAUCUUAGCAACGGCUGAGUGAGCAUGUCGGCUCUCCGGACUCCUCAGUCUGUUGGUCUGGGCUGCGCCAGGCUAAGGCUCCCCGCCUCCCCUGCAACCUUGAUCCCCUUGCUUCUUGAACCUGAUGCUGGGCCUCACAUUCUCCCUGUUGAUACUAGCUCUUAAAUCCUGCUUUUCCAGCUUGUCAGGAAACUGGGCCCUCAUGCCCCAAAAAGCAGAUCCACCCUCUCCACUGAGAGGGAAGGAGUGAAGGUCCCAUAGCCUCUGACCCCUGCUGGGCCCAGGAGAGGAACAACUGCUUGCUUUGUUUCUCACGGGAGAAGUGUGUCUCCUCUUUGUCUCGGGCACCCCUCUUCCCUGUACAGCAGCAAGUCAGCAGGAAGGAGCUGAGCCGCCCAAGCAGUGGCUCCUUCCACUACGGGGACUCUGUGGUCCUGGGGGCUGUCCUGCCUCCACUGCCAUAGGCCUGGCCCCGGAGCAUGCUGCAGCGGUCACAACCUAUGGAGGUGCCCCCAGACCCUCAUAUUUGGGCCCAACUACGGCCUCCUUCCCCAGCUUUGCCACCUGGCUUGGAAGCCAGGGCACCACCAGCUUCGCUGGCAGGGAGAGGUGAAGACAGUUAGAGAGGGACAGUGCAUUCAUUUACCUCCAAAUCCAGCCACAGACACGUGGCCCUUUUCUCUUGGCUCCGAGGCCUCCACAGAAGGGUUUUUUAAGGUUGCAGCCAGGACCUUUACAGCCCAGUCCUGAGAAGAUUAUCUUUUUAUUGCAACUUUGAUUAAUGAUUGAUCAAAACCUGAUACUAGAAACACUGAAGAACAAACUUGCUGUAGACAUUGGGAAAGGUCUGCAUCUGACAGGCCUGGAGACCUGCCCACCCUCCCCCAUGGUCAAAGCAGGGCAGAGGUACAUUGGAAGACCCAACCCCCACACACUCUUACACAUGCACUCAUACACAGACACACUGAGGGGAGAGAAAGAUUUAAUUGUCCUUAAAUCCUCUUGGAUUAGGCUAUAAAUUGCAAAUAAAUGGAGCAGCAGACAGAGCAAAGCACAUAAGGGCCCUUAAUAGAAUUUCUCUAUCUUGUUCUGUUUCUAUGAAUGCCUGCUACAAAUUAGCAGCUUAAAGGGAAAUCUGGAGUGUGGGAAAGAGAGACCCUUGUGUGAAGAACACAGCCUGGGCUUCCUACAGACGUCAGGUCCCAGAGAACAUGUAAGAUGCCUCCAACACCAGAUGGAAGAGGGCAGGAGAUGCUGCACAGUGAAGCAGCUCUUCCCGAGCAUUUGUGGCAGGAAGUGACUUGGAGAGGAUGAGGCCGUGCCUCAGGUGUGCUCUGGCUGUUCUGAUGGUCUCUGGGGCCACAACUGCCAUAGUGAGGUCCAUAGGCACAUCAGAAUCACCAAAGGGUCCAAACCUAUGGCCUCAGAGCCUGGAGAGCCAGGAAUCUGCAUUGCAACAACUCCCCGCUCAGGGCUUCUACCAGUCCAGUGCCCGCCCUCUGAGGGCACCCAGGGAACAGGGUGCUUGCUGGCUGGGACACUUUUUCCUGCCGCUCAGCUCCUCUGUGCUGCCCUGAGGCACAGGCAGUGGAAAGCUGGCAGAGCUGCUUCUAAAUUGAAACUGGAAAAUGAAACUGGAAAUCACAGUUUCAUUUCCAGUUUCACUUGCACCCCCUGGUGUUGGGGUUUCUUUUCCACAAGGAGAGUCCCCCAGGGAAAAAGAAGCGGGGGUGGGAGCGGCGGAGCCUUCUGGGGGAAGGCAGUGAGGGUGUCCAGUCUGCAGCCGGGCAUGGAGGGGCCCUAGCGCUGCACUUGCUUCCUCUAAGCCAGGCCGGCUUGCUGUCAGCCCUGGGGGUGGUUUCCUCUCUAGGAAGAGCUAAUGUCAUGCUUAUGCUGACAAACUCU